Equus caballus (horse) is the source of this 7632-nucleotide messenger RNA. Lineage: Eukaryota; Metazoa; Chordata; Mammalia; Perissodactyla; Equidae. The record is from RefSeq and is a predicted model, not a curated record.
UCCUGGGCUGCUGAAGCAGAAUGUGUGAACCCAACUGCUGUGCCACUGGGCUGGCCCCUAGAAUGUGUUUUCUGUAAGCAUUGUUAGAAUCUUUUGCAUGCCUCUCUUAGUGCUCGGUAUCAUCACAGAUUUAUGAAUUUAUGCCUUUUUGGGACUCAGCUAAUUUCGUUUAAUUAUUUGUGGAGGUGAUGAUGAUUGAAGCUCAAAUUCUCAUGUUGUGGCCUUCCGAGAGCCUGUCAAGGUUCUUCCUUUUCCUUCUUAGCACUAGUGUGAAUGUCUUGGAAAGCGUCUUUGCUUCUUGGGAAUGUUAUAUUUUGACUGCUUUUGGUUUUGCCCCUGCUCCAAGACUUGGAAUCAGCUAUGACUUUGGCCGCAUUGGUUCCUUUCAGUGAGAAAUGGUACUAAACACCAAAAUCUGGGUAUACAGGGGGAUACUGUUUUUUGGCAGGAUGAUACCAGAGGCUGUUUUGGCCCCCUGUGGGACAGAGUAAAAGAUAAGUAGUUUUAAGUAUUUUUAAGGUUAUUAGUUCACAUUGAUGUUUUUAGUUUAAAUUUAAGUCCUUCCUUAUUUCUGAAAACUUUCUGAUUCAUUUUCUUUUUCAAGCUGCCCACUUCUCUUUUCUCUGUCAUCCUUUACCUGUAUUGCUCUAUCAAACUGUGGGUUUAAAAAGUGUUGUUUAAAUCACAAUGUUAUAUAAAGCUUUGGAAUCCUCCCUUUCGAAAGUUAAAUCUUAUUCCAGUUUAAAGUAUACCCCAUAAUAAAUUCAUUGUUUUUCCAUUUUGUGUGGGCUUUGAGAAGAAUGCAUGUGUUUUAAAAUUAGACAAUUCUGUUCGGUAAAGCAGGGUUGCAUAGUGACCCUGUGGGCCUUCUUUCUUUUUUCUUGACUUAGGUUUUUUCAUUUGUGUUAAGUUCAUAUGAUACCUUCAGAUAGUAUCAACAGACACAGUACUGAUUGUUUGAAAAGAAAAAGAAACCCCACAAAUCUACCCCCAAGAGAACACCAGCAUAAUACCAACCAUAAUACCUAGUACCUUGUAUGAUAUUACUUUAUGCAUAAUAGAGGAGGGUGAUGGAGGCGAGACCACAGACCGAGACAGGCUUUUGAAGUUUUAUUUAAAGCUCCAUAAACUUUCAUUUUCAUGAGCCAAAAUAUAAAAUUUGCUUUUUGUGCAUUUACAUUUUUAUUCUUACCAUUAUUUACUUCUGCCAAGUCGGUUUUAGUAUUGAACUUCAAUUUUCAAAGCCUUGAGAGAGAGACAAAUACAGAUAUUCAUUUUAUGGUGAUUCUGUGUUCUUUCAUGUUGUAUUAGUACACAUUUGCCCAAAAAGUGUUUUUUCCUCAGAUCUUUUUGUAAGAAAAUUUUAUACAUAUAAUUGAAAUCUUCUUUGUAUUCCUUUCUCUCAGAGGUAACCAUUGUCUUGAAGUUGGUGUGCAUUCUUCCUUUGAAAGUUUUAAUGUUUCUCCUACAUGUGGAUGUUUACAUAAACAGUGAAUAAAUGGUCUUCGGUUCUUAAAAUCUACAUAAAUGGCAUUAUAUGGUACAUAACAUUUUGUAACUUGCUUUUGUAUGAAAUGUUUUUUGAGAUUUUUCCAUAUCGAUAUAAGCAAACUUAUUUCAUUCUUUGCAGUUGCUAUGUUGCAUUCCAUUCUGUGAAUAUGCCUUAAUUUAUUGCCCUAUUGAUGGAUGUUUAGGUCAGCAUUUUUUUGCUCUUAGAAGUAAUGCUUUAUUGAUCACCUUUCUUCAUAAUUCCUUAGACACAUGUGGAAUAUUUGGAAAGUAUAUACUUAUAAGUGAAAUUGCUGGGUUGACUAAAUAUAUUGUUAUUAUAUAUUACUCAAUUAUUCUUUAGAGUGUUCCAGUUCACAAUCCUGUAAGUAGUGUAUGAGAAUUCUUGUUUUCCCCAUACAAAUUAUUAUCUUGUUAGAGUUUUUAAUUUUAGCCAAUCUGAUGGAGAUGAAAUGGUAACUAAUUAUUAUUUCAGUUUACAUUUCCCUGAACACUAAUAAGAUUGGGCAUCUUUUCAUAGUUUAUUUGCCAUUUAGGUCUUAUUGUCUAUGAAUUCCUUUAAAAAACAAAAACUAAAGGAAGGAUAACAUUAACAGUUGAAAUCUCCUUUAUUCAUUCAAUGAGAGUGUCUUCCCUUUGCUAGGCACUGUACAGGCUCUCCAGAUAUAUAGCAGGGAACAAAGUCUCACAAGUCAAAACAGAUUUUAUUUUUAAAUGUAACAGAAUGUUAAAGAGAGAUGCUCUCAGUCUCAGUUUUAACUAGAGCCCCAAAGGCCAAGAACAAAGCAUUAAGUGCCAAGUACCCUCAAAUCCUAGAGCCAAGUGCUAGACCCUCCUGGGCAGGACUUGCUAAGAGAUGAAAGCCACUGCUAGCAUGCGCAGUCACCCAUUUACAGCCUAUGGAAGGAAGCGGCCGAAGGGCUGAGAGAAGCAUUUCUUCGGGGAAAGUUUUCAUGUGCUGGGCAUCCUACAAGUAUGUGUAUGAUGCUGAAUGCUGUAGGAAUGGAUGACGUUGCUCAGGCAGAAUGUGUAGCAUGGGAAGACAGAAGAGGAUGGAAUACAGAGCCUUUUGGAACCAGUACUGAGGGAAUGGGCAGAAGUGGAUGAACCCGCAAAACAAAGACUGAAGACUGGUCAAAGAAGUGGGAAAAGAACCAGAAGAGAAAGCUGUCAUAGAAACUGAGAGAGGACAAGGUGUCAAGAACAGUGGAGAAGGCCGCAGGUUUUGAAUCAUUCUGACGCAAGUAGGAUUCCUGGCUCAGCUUCUAACUGGCUAUGUAACUCCACUUCUCCACUUUAAGAUGAAUCCAUUUAGGAGGGAUAAGGCCAACAUGUGUAUGAAAUACCUGCUGAAUUCAGACUUUACCUCCCAAGGUGGGUACUGAAGUAUAAAACUCACUCAAUUCUCUCCAAGUGCCCUUUUCAGCCUACCCUGACUAAGGAAGAGUACGUGAGUUCCGACAUACUGUGUCACUGCUUACAAGAUGAACAUUUUUUCACAUUUUAACAUCUCCUAAAUCAUGAUGUGUCUUACUACCAAUUAAUAGGAUCAUAUCACUGCAUCAUUGUUUAACUUGCAAUGUUUUCUCCCCUUUCUUAUAACUGAUGGUGUUUUUGAUUCUUUGAAAUACAGGGUUGAAAUAGGUACCUUUGUGGGUGCGAGGGCCAGAAGUUGAAAGAGUUCCUACCUUGUAAUCCUGGUUUUCUCAGGAACGAAGGACUGUAGGUCACCUUGUAAAGUGGAGGUGGAUGUACACUGAGAUGUUUGAGGGACUUCUCUUUUCCCUAUACCACCACCCUUCCCAUCCUCUGUCAAUUUCCAAGUCUUAGGGCUUUGACUUCCUUAAGAGUCUGCACUAAUAUGUUUACAGGGUAUCUCCAGUGCUUAGCACAGUGUCUGGCACAUUAUAAAAGAUCAUUAAAUAUUUACGUUAAUUAAUGAAUGAACAUAUGAACAAAGAAAGUUUGGAACAGCAGUUGUGGGGAGUGGAAGAGGGGGUGAACUAGAAACAAGAUAAGGAUUACCCUGCAGACUGUUGCCUCAAUUGAGUUUCAAGACUGUCUACCAGUAUGCACCAUUGCAUGAUUUUUUCACUAAUUCUUAGCAUUCAUAUAAGAGAAUAGAGAAGUCAGAGGACUGAAUUAAUGCAAAUUAGGAGAUUUGCAGGGUGAGUUUGAGAGAGAGGCCAAAAGCUGAGGAUGUUGAGAAUGCAGAUGAGGAACAAGUCAUCUAAUGUUGCUGGCACACAUCUGUACUUACUCGUUGACCUAAAAUAUAUGCUUUUCUGUUUCUAUUGUUUUUAAAACUACUUCCAGUUUGUUAUUGGAUCAGUUCAAACCCUUGACUGUGUACUGUUUCUUAAUCUUUACUAGACUGCAUCUGGUAACUACUGUCUAGUGAACUAUAUUACCCGUACUAGUGUACAAUUUCUUUUCCUUUCAAAUGUCUAGGCAGAUCUGCAUUUUCCACCCCAUACCCUAGGUGUGCACACCCAAACACUUUUUUUAAAAGUGAAUUAAUUUUACUAACUUCUUUCUUUCAAAAUGAGCUAAUAGUGAAUAAGGAAGUUGUAGAAAUAGCCUGUGAAAUUAUUUGAUGAUCCCCAAGCAAUAUUUUUUCCACCUUUCAAGUCACAUACAGAUAGCUAUGCUGUCUGAGUAACAAACUACAAACAGCAAACCUCUGUGGAUAGAGUUUAAUAUUGCAAUGAAAGAAAACGUAACAGAGUUAACCUGGUGCUAAUUUAGCGACGAACAUUAUUAUUUUGCAUAAUUAAGUAUAUUUGUAAGCCGCUUGUACAAAUACUAUAAUUAAUGUAAUAGAUUGAAUAAUUUACAUUCACUACACUCAGACUAGUUAAAGAUGUAACUGUAUGUUACUCUGUAACUGAAUUUGGAGUAGCUCAUUAUCUCUGUUCUGGAUAAUGUGGGAAAACUUUGAAUUUGCCCGUUCAAGUUAACUCAGUCAAUUCUAGUUUAGAGCUAGUUUUUUUUGUGUUAAAGAUUCAGUCACAUUCAGGGUUCUCCCUUCUGCUCCCCUCUUACCUCUCCCCACGUGUAAUCUAGGUUCCUGAAGGGACAUAUCAUCUAGGCAUCAAGAGAAGGGACUUUCAGUCCUGAAUCAUUUCCUGUCCUUACUGGCCUCCAGCUCAGAUAGGAAGCUGCCGUGAGGUACCUCAGAAGCCCCUUUUAACCUUCACUCUGGGAGUUGUUCAUUACCCAGGUGUUCUAGAACAGCUGCUCAAAGUUUGGUCUGUGGACCAGCAGCAUCAACCUCCCAUCCAGUCUGGGAGCUUGAUGGAAAUGCACAUUCUGAAGACCUAGUGAAUCAGAAUCUCUGGGAGCAGUGCCCAGGAAUUUGCAUUUUAACAUGCUUUCCUGGUGACUCUGUUGUACCCUAAAGUUUGAGAAGCUUUGUUCUAGAAGAUUUUCUAAACUUCAGCUGAGAUAUCAUGGUGAAAUUGUAGUUUUAAUUAGUGGUAAUUAUGGUUACAGGCAAACAAGAUGUUCGUAUUGAGGUAUAUAACGAUGGAGUAUUGGUCUUGGUGGGAACAGAGUGGCUAAGGUUAAAAAAAAAAAAGGAGCAGUUGUAGUGGCCAUAGGACAUGAUGAAUGCAGAAAGUGCCUGGAAUCAUGGAAUUAGUAGAAUAAAGAGAGUUGGGAAUGGAUUGAAAGAGAAGCAUGUUUUAGAUGCCUGCCAUUGUGAGAUUUUAUUAACCUCUUUUGGGCUUGGUCUAAUUAUGGUUUUCUUAAAAAUAAGCCCUCUCAUUGCCCUUGUGGGACCUGAGUCAAGGAGAACCAACACAAAUAUGCUGUAUUCAUACUGCUUGAUUUGCUGUGAGUGAUAAAGUCCUCUGUGACCCCAAAAUUGUGUCUUCUACUAGCAUCCAUGAAAUAGUCACAGAUUAAUCUAUUAGCUUGUAUAUAGGAUAAAAUCACAUUACAAUCUGACAAUUAUAUGGUCAAAAUUAGAGAGCUUUAGGCCUCUGAAAAGGAGUGUGUUCAAAGGUUUCCCAAAGAAGAUUGUUAGGAAGCAGACAAAAACAGGAAGUUGUAGUAGGGUAUUUAGGAUAUUGAGAAGUAAAAAAAUAUAUAUUUGAGGAGGUUUUUAUGUCGUAAGUGACUAUACACAUACACCUAUUAUAUGGACAGUGCUUGAGGUUGGUUUGGAAAAGGAGAGGGCAAUAUUUCUUUUCUAAUGACUCUGUUAACCUUACCUUUAAAUGAGUGUACGUUGUUUCAGGAGAUUAUACACAGUGGUACAGUAGAUCUCCAUAAUCUGUGCAUGUGGCCCACACAAUCAGAUGGCACUCUUUACUGCUAAGGUAGAUGAAGCAUGUUUCAUUUUGGGGGACAGUGACAUUUGCUAUUUAGGCUUUUUUUUCCAUCUCAAUAUAUCUUUGGACCAAAGUCUGUAAUAGUCACUUUUCCCUAUCACUGGAGGAUAUAAAAACUUGGCGUAAAGAGUGUUCAAAUAAAAGAAGAAUGAGUUAGUAGGCCAGGUGUGUGGAGGGCAGCCAGUGAAAGAGACAGUCCCAGGUAAAGGACUGUGCAGAUCUCAUAUAUGUUAUUGCCUACAUCUUCCUGUUUUCUUGUCCCUUGAUUUGUUGGCUGACUCCUUGAGCAUAAUGAAGUUAGAAUGUACAUUCCACAGUCCUGUGAUCUGCAGCUUUUCAGAAGGGCAAGCCCCAGAACAAUUUUAUUCUAAACUGAUGUCAUUAGAUUCUAGAGUCUGCUGUCAUCAGAUUCUGUGUCAUUGCCAUGUUAAUUCCACGUGCAGCUUCAGCAUUCAGUCUUCUGACCUGUUCCACCUGCACAGGGCGUUUUAUGACUUAAGGAUGAUGGCUUAGAAAGGAACGGACAGAUUUACUUUGGAUUAAAUUCAAUAUGGGAAAAUGCUUAAGCUGCUACAAAGAGGACCAGAGCUUGCAACCAAAUCAUCCUGCGGAUCAAAUUACUUCAGAUCCCCUGCACCCUGAAGGCUCUUCUGUUACCAAAUGGACUGUAUCUCUUGAUGUUAAAGCAACUCGUCCUUCUGCAAUACGCAAAGUCCUUUCACCUAGAGGAAAUAGAAAGUUUUCUUCUCCAUCAAAUACAUCUACUCCCUCAUCUUUCUCUGGAAGAAGACGUUCUUUAUUUACUCAAUUUCAGAAAAGCAAUGCUUCCCUUCAUCAUCAACAAAGUAGAGCCAACUUUGAUGCUCAAGAAAGAAGUUUCAGUGAUUUAAAAUCUGCCUCAGACCAUUUUGGUUUUAGAUCCCGAAGACCUUUCUCUGCCCCUAGACUAAGUAUAGUGACCUGUUAUGAGAGUGCCACUUUUUUUGAUCUUCGAUCAAGUAAUGAGAGCAUUUUUAAUCCAGAUGAAAUUGAAGUGAUUUCCAAAAACUCAAGUAUUGCUAAUGCUGAAAAAUAUAUAAACUCUUUUUCUCCUGAAUAUAACUUUAAACAUUUUAUGAAUUUUGAAACAAAAGAUAAUUCCACCUAUCAGAACACUGUUAAUAAAGACACCUCCCAACAAAGUGCGGCAAGCAUCCUCUCUCUUCCAACUGUUGUUUCCCAUUCCCAUCAACAAAGUGGAUGUGCUGUUGAUAGUCAAGAAAGAGAGCAGUUAAGGAAAGCUUCCCUUCAUCCUGCUCCUAAAAGUUAUAUUACAGCUAAUACUGACACAGAAGAACAGAGUUUUCCGGUCACUAAGGCAUUGAACACACACGUGGAAGACUUAAAUUUAGAUGUCCUUCUUCAGAAGGCGGACCGUUUGCGUUUGGAGGAGUCUAGCAAGAUGGAGAGCUUUGAACUACUUUGUGACCACAAAGACAAGUAUAGAGAUGAAAUAGAGUUUAUUUGGCGGUUUGCUCGUGCUUAUGGAGAUAUGUAUGAGUUAUCUACAAAUACUCAAGAAAAGAAACAUUAUGCUAAUAUUGGUAUGCGAUUUUGUGUGGCUACGUAUCAGAGUUUGAAGGCUUACAAAACAAAAUCAACUAUGGACAUCGCUUCAAGGAACAUCUGGAUAAAGCAAUCCAAUUUUUACCUGAAGAACCCUUUUUGUAUUACCUAAAGGGAAGAUACUGUUAUACUGUCUCGAAACUGAGCUGGAUUGAGAAAAAAAUGGCUGCUACUCUGUUUG